Molecule: messenger RNA, 1390 nt
Organism: Limulus polyphemus (Atlantic horseshoe crab)
Lineage: Eukaryota; Metazoa; Arthropoda; Merostomata; Xiphosura; Limulidae
Product: Krueppel-like factor 12
Exons: 2
Coding region: 94-1302 (402 amino acids)
Biological process (GO): regulation of transcription by RNA polymerase II
Molecular function (GO): RNA polymerase II cis-regulatory region sequence-specific DNA binding; DNA-binding transcription factor activity, RNA polymerase II-specific
Source: RefSeq, a predicted model, not a curated record
GUAAGACAGCACACAUCGGAGCUCAUAAGUUAAAGAAAAUCCUUGUUCACUCGCCAGACAAUCCUGGCCCCCCCGUUCCAGCCUGUAAAACUAAUGGCCUCCGAGAUGGCGGAUUUCCAUAACAUGUGGCAUGACAUUGAAAGUGUGUUGCUAGUCGAUCCACAACCACCUGUUGAAAAUUUUAAAAUGAUCCAACCCAAAGUGAGUGCAAUGACGUUCCACGAUUCUACAGGAGUUGAAAUAGCAUCUGCGAACCACAAGGAGCAGAUGGAACAGCAGCCAGAAAUCAACACUUCUUUGCUGCUACAGGAACUGCACCCUCAACAACAACAACAACUAAAGCAACAAUCUCAAAGUAACCUCGAUGACCUUAUGUUAGAACUAGAGUUUGUGCUCAGUCCUGACAGAACAAGUACUUAUACAGAAGAAAGUGGCUUUAGCACUUCGACAGAUGCUUCCCAAAAACAGAACUUUUCUCAAUUCUGCCGUCCUGCUGUGGAUACUUCUACUGAUGUUUCUGAAACACUUUGCCAGCAACUGGAUCAUCUCUCUUCUCAAUCAGAGUCUUCAAAUGGGACAACAACUAAAUAUCCGUUAGGAGUAUGUCCAACUAGCACCAUUCCACCACCUUACGGCAAUCUCUCACUGGGACACUACAGUAGCAAUAUGACUCUUAUUUCGAGCCAAAUGUCUCCACCGGCAUCUCCAGAAAGAACGGCUUUCCAGCUCCAAAAGGUGGCGUCCACAGUACUGGAUGUCUUCACUCCGGUCCCUCAAGCGGUUUCAUCUUCCUUAAUACAACCACAUCACUCUGUUUUGCAAUCUCUUAUAGCGCCGCCACCCCACUCUGUUUCCCACACACAACAACAUAUCAGAAUAGUGACACCACCAUCUUCUCCUACCUUGGUUGACCUUCUAAACGGGACAAACCAGACUAGAAAUGGGUACGUGCCAACAAUGAGUGUGGUCCAGUUGCCGAACUCAACUACUGCAAAAAACAAGAAGGGACGUCGCAGUUUAGGGCGAAAAAAGAUCACAAGCCAUUCGUGUUCCCAUCCAGGUUGUACUAAGACAUAUACAAAAAGUUCACACCUAAAAGCCCAUCUUCGGACUCACACCGGUGAAAAACCUUAUCAGUGUACGUGGAAGGGCUGUGGCUGGAAGUUUGCACGUUCCGAUGAAUUGACCAGGCACUACAGGAAGCACACUGGUGACAGACCAUUUCAAUGCCGUCUAUGUGAACGUGCCUUUUCCAGGUCCGACCAUCUUUCACUCCAUAUGAAGAGACACACUGCUGUAUAAGGAGGUGAAGAAAUUAGGAAAAUCGAACAGCUUCGAUUUUUGUCUAACCAUGACAGAUAGAGUUCCUCGAGGAAAUCGUCUAAUUUUG